AUGCAGUGCCGCGCUUCCCAGGGAGCAAACACCGUGCCUGUAGCUGGUCCCGGCUCUGUGCUGUUCUUCCGCUACCAACUUUUCAUCAUCGUCUGGGCGCUGGUGAUCGCUGGACUCUGGGUGGCCUUUGUUUCCUCAACUGACGGCUCUCUGUAUGCUCUCGGAACCGAAAAUCCCCAAUCUCCACGAGAGCUUUGUGCAGUGAUCCACCGGGGCUAUGAGCAGCAACGGAGUUUGAUGUCCACAAAGGCUUACUUCUUGGCCACAGCUUAUGUGACUUCAUUUGUUCUUUGCGUUGGCUUUGGCAUUUUGCAGCAGCGAGCUUUCCACCGACUCAACCUGCACGCCACACAUGCAGACUUUGUUGCUUACGUGGAUGGCUUGCCACCUAUCUCCGGCUCCGAGAACCUUGAGGAGAUCCUAAAGACUGAGCUUCAGACAGCUUUGUCGCAGGAUGUAGUUGGCGUUUCGGUUGGCUGGGAUUUUGCACAGCAUUCCGACAGAAUCCUGGAGAUCCUCGCGGAAGACGUCAUGGCACUUGAGCCUGCAAGCAAGGCCGACGGCGCUGAUGAAGGUGCUGCAGGACCACAAAGCUCUGCUCGAUGGAAGUGGUUUCAAGGUAUGGACAAGUUGAUGUUGACCCAGGUCUUGGGAAUUGAUCUCACAGAGCACAGCAAGAUUCCGGCAGCUCCAGAGGCCCUUUCGGCCGAAAGCAUUUCCAAGAGUCUGGUAGCUUCUCCCGCGGCAUUGGUUGUAUUCAAGACAGAAAGUGGAAGGGAUGCAGCAGUAAACUCGAAGAAAAAGAUCUCCUUUCGAGGCUCUACACUGCAGGCGCAAGCUUUGGAAUCUGAACCCAUGGGAAUCUGUUGGCAGAAUCUUGCAAUUCCAAGAAAGAAGAAACGCGAACGGAUUUGGGCAGCCAUCAAGAUGAUCCUCUUGGCAAGUUUUGCCUGGUCAGUGCUUAUCUACAUGCCCUUUGCCCAGUAUACGUCGUCGUUCUCCUACUCAAAUGGCGACAAGCCGUCUGUAGCUGUGACAAUGUCUUUGACGAUCAUCGUUGUCCUUGGCAACCUGGUAAUGUAUACAACAUGUGCAGAAGCAGCUGGGAGGGUCGGCUUUAUGCUUCGUGACUCACAGGAGGGAACUUACAUGGUCCUGUACACAUUUUCCAUUUUGGUGAACAUAUUGCUGGAUGCAGCCCUGACUGGGAGUAUUGCCUAUCGCACAGCCGUUGCUCAGCGAGCGCGGACAUAUGGCGGAACACUCAUUGCAGACUUGACCCGCGCCCAAGCGAUCUUCGAGAGUUUUGAAAUCCAGCGGCAACUUGGCCUCGCCGUCUUUAAGUACUGCUGGCCAGCAAUGUUCCUCAUCCCCUUUGUAGGAGAAGCCGUUGGUGCAAAUUGCUUCACACUGCAUUUGGCACGCCUAGUGGUUUUGAGCUUCUCACACAUCAAAGGCUUCAGAGCACAGCAGGCUCUCAAGAUUCUGGUGCCUAUGGAUUCAGGGAGAUAUGCAGAUGUUCUCAUCAAUAUCACAGCUGCAGUCCUUAUUUUCUUCCUGCCUGGCGGCUACACGCUGCCCCUCUUCAUAGCUCUGGCGCUGUCACGCGUGUUCAUUAUACGCUUUGACCACUACCGGGUACUGCGAUGUGUGCCGUCAUUUUGCUUCUGCAGUUCAGUGGUGGAUGAUUAUGGACAGAUGCUCUUGAUCCUGCCCUGUGCUUUGACACUUGCCGCUUUCGUCCUCAAAGCCAACUGUACUGUAUCCUCGAGCUUUUGCGUCCAGGACACUUCGUUGGGCUUAUCCAUGCUGCUGGCGUUCACUCUCCAUGUUGCCGUGCAUUGCAAGUCAGGGCUGAUUCGUGUGCCCCAGGCCUUUGCUCGUUUCCGCUCUGUAGACAGAAGAGAAAUCAAUGUCUUUCUACGAAGAUCAGCGCAAGGUGGUCAAGGAAAGGUAUUUCCCUUUUGCUCUUGGCUAGUUGAUGGAGGCUGUCGGCAGGAAGCAAGGCAGCGAAUAGAGCACAUGCAGCAGGCACUGGAGGCCGCGAGUACCAAGAGGUCGUCCCAAAUGGAGGCCGUCACAUCACGCUUACACCGAGUCACAUCAAUGGAGCAGGAGCUCAUUGCAGCAAAGCAAGAGCUCCAAGGUGCAGUGGCGGCAGCGAACAAGUUAAGAGUUUCCGUUGCAAGGACCACAGCUGAAAACGUCAACAAGGAAGAGGCCUUGCUGCAGCGCUUUGUCCAGAUGAAAUCUGAGCUUGAAGAGCACCAGGAAUUGUCCAAGCAGCAAGAGCAGAAGCAGAAAGUCUUGUUCGAUAAACUGAACGAGACCCAGCAGCAAAGACCGAAGACGAGGGUGCAAGCCGAACAUGCAAAAGCAAAAGGUGCAGAAUUGCGGAAGAUAGCUGCAGAGCUACGGGCAUCCUUAGAUGCAGCCAAAGAAGCUGCAGAUGCAGAAGCUCUGAGAGCAAGCGAGAUGGAGAAGAAUCUAGAGCAGCAACGGAAGGAUCUGCAGGAACUCGCGGAAGAAGCAGCCCGCCAGGAAGUCAUUGCAGCUGCAAUGAAGACAGCCUUGAGCGAGCAAAGGGCUAUGCAUCAAGACUGUGUCAAGGCGCAGAAAGGGCAGUCAACAUCGACAAAAGAGCAAGAGUUGCAGGUUGAGGAACAGGUGAGAGAACUCCUCGCCAAACGAGCAGAGCUGGCCAUCAAGCAAGAGGCAGUGGCCGCUGCCUGCAGUGUGGAAAAGGAGAGAUUGACAGAGCUGCGCAACGAAUUUGAGGAGGUUCGCACUGCCACUUCGAAGAAAAUCGAGGAUGCUUCCAAGGAAAGCACCGAGGCAGAGAAGAAUGUCCAGGCUUUGCACCAGGAGCAGAGGAGUCUUCAGGAAGAGUACCGUGUGGUGAUGGAUGACAUGAAAAGCCAGGUUAGCAAAGGCAAUGAUCACUACUCCAAAUUACAGGAGUUGGAGGAGGACAUCAGAACCUUUGACGACGAAUCGGAACUCUUGACCCUGGGCCUCCAUGAUGCAGAGCAUCGGAAGACUUUCCUUCUGCAGGAGCAUGAACUUUUGCGGAAGACUUCUGGCAAUUUCCACCCGAAUCUCCUUCAACAGUGGGCCAAAGAGGUCCUGGGCCUAAGAGUGGCUGCCCAGGUAAAGUCAUACGAGGAUGAACUGGAACAUUGGAAGCAAGCGGCCAGCGAGGGCCAGCCAGAAGCCCCACCCAAUGGCAGCAGCCAUCAGAAGGCAGCAAAAGAGCUGCUCCGCCAAAAGGCAGUUGCACUGGAGGAACAGCUGGCUGCAAAAGAAAAGCAGCUAAAAGAGUUCGAGAAGCAAACACAGCAUGAGGAAGUUCCGGGCAACAUCCGUUCGGUACCUUCUGCACUGCAUGGUUCGCUCUUUCUCGGACCAACACUGUCCAAGAUGGAAGCUGUGCAGCGACGAGCUCUGGUGAUAGGUUGCAACUACUGCAGCUCCUUUGCUCCUCUACAAGGGUGUGCCAACGAUGCAUGGAACAUCCAGUGCUUGCUGCGGCAGUCCCUGCAGUAUCCAGAGAGCCAGGUCCGAUCUUUGAUCGACUUCUCGGAUUCGACUGCAUCACCUCCAAAAAGGCGUCCCACGAGGGAGAACAUCAUCGCAGAAUUGCAAUGGCUGACUCAAAGUGCAAAGCCCGGGGACAACGUUCUCUUUUACUUCAGUGGCUACGGAGCUCAACAACCAGAGUCUCAGACUGAUGGGCUCUACGAGGGACACCUUGUGCCAAUGGACUUUGCAGACAACUUUCCAGAGGACAUUGUACAUGAACUGAGACACUGCAAUACCUCAGCGGACUCGCGCUUGUCGCCCGACUCAGCUCAAAGGGCUGUUCAAGCCGGUGGCUACCGUCUGGUUCCGAUGUCUUUAAUCACUUCUGCUCUUCAUUCCCUUCCUCCUACAUGCAAGGUUACAAUACUACUUGACUGUUGUCAGAGCUCUGUUGUUCCACUGCUACGGCAUUCUGAAGCUCGCUCGCUUGGUCCUGGUCCAGGGCCACCUCUCUUCAAGAGGCUCGCUCCAAAUGUUCAGGAGAUACCAGCAGAUGCUGUCUCGUCUGCGAAGAUACGGCUGUUGAACCUACCACCUUUGCCUGGUGGACAUGGCUUGGCCAGGCAAAUGGUGUCUCCAUCAAGUUCCCCCAGCAGCAGAUCUUCAACGCAUGCCUCACCACACCACAUGAGCUCCCCAGUUUCUGAGGCACAGCCUUCACCUUUGGAGGCAACUCAGCGUCAUGGGAAUGUGGCCCGUGGUGGUCCAUCGUGCAAAUGCUACAGCUUUGCAACCUGUCAGAACGACCAGGUUUGUUGUGAGCUACCAAUUGAAGGGUGUGUACAGGGCGCUGGGACAUGGGCCUUUGUCAAAGCUGUUGCCGCUUGCCACUUUAGUGUAUCGUUGGCUCAGCACAGCAAGGCAACGGACAGCAUCUUGCAAAACUUACGCAGAAAGUACAGGUGGAUACAACAGACCCCUGUGAUUCAGCUCUCCGCAUCAGCUAAUGUUGAGGAGGGACCUGCAACAUGUUCUGCUUCAGUGCUUUGA
Molecule: messenger RNA, 4572 nt
Organism: Durusdinium trenchii
Lineage: Eukaryota; Dinophyceae; Suessiales; Symbiodiniaceae
Source: the annotation of a GenBank genome assembly